Messenger RNA from Mesocestoides corti, 684 nucleotides. Lineage: Eukaryota; Metazoa; Platyhelminthes; Cestoda; Cyclophyllidea; Mesocestoididae. The record is from the annotation of a GenBank genome assembly.
AUGUCUGAUGCUGAAGAUAGUGGAGAGGAGUUUAUUGUCGAAAAGGUUUUACGUGUGAGAAUACGAAAUGGAAAGAAGGAAUACUUUCUCAAAUGGAAAGGCUAUCCCGAUGAGGAAAACACAUGGGAGCCGGAGGAAAACCUGGAUUGCCCCGACUUGAUUAAAGAAUUUGAGGAAAAUCAGAAGAGAUCUACGAGACUUCGAACGUCCGGGGGUAUCAAGCGAACUAGCAAUGCUUCCAUUUCUAGUGAUGUUCAUCACGAAGAUGAUAGUGUGAAUGAGACGGAGGACCAAGUUGUAAAGCCCAAUGACACAACUUCCACCGUUAAAACUCAGUCCACCGAGAUGGAUCUCCAAAACGAUAAAGAUGAUGCUGCUUUACAAAAUACAAGAAAACGGCGGUCGUCGUCCCUAAUUUUAGAAAAAUCAGAUUCACAAUCUGUUACCAAAGUACAUGGUUUCGAUCGCAACUUGAAAGCGGAACGGAUAAUCGGCGCCACUGAAUCUAGUGGAGAAUUAAUGUUCCUGAUUAAAUGGAAGGACAGCGACAUUGCAGAUCUUGUUCCGGCUAGAAUCGCCAAUGUCAAGUCCCCACAAGUGGUCAUCAAGUUCUAUGAAGAGCGUCUUACUUGGCAUACUCCGGAUGCCCAAACCCCCACUAAAAACGAUGCAACCACAGCGUAG